Sorghum bicolor (sorghum) is the source of this 2250-nucleotide messenger RNA. Its product is annotated as putative pentatricopeptide repeat-containing protein At3g15200. The coding region runs from base 304 to 1935 and encodes 543 amino acids. The record is from RefSeq and is a predicted model, not a curated record. The transcript is spliced from 2 exons. Lineage: Eukaryota; Viridiplantae; Streptophyta; Magnoliopsida; Poales; Poaceae. Gene Ontology annotation, molecular function: protein binding.
GCCGACUGCGCGCCGUCCCCCGCCCCCCACCCCUCGCCCUCGCCGUCGCCCAGUGGCCAGCGCCGUCCGCCCGCUCGACAACUGAGACCGCACGCGCCGACGGCACGCUGCCCGCGCGGCGGUGUGGCCUGCUCUAGUCUGCGGAAAAGUGCCACGCCAAGCCGGGAACUCUAUUCCUCGAGGCCGCCACCUCCGCCGGCACCCGUGCCUCCCGCCUCCAUCGAUUUGACUGUCUGGAAGUGUGUUCCUCUACUGUUCAAUUGGCCCUCGCCGCGGCGGUACCGUUGCUACUCCUGUAGCGCGAUGCCGCCGCCGCGGCUCGAGUCCGCGAUCCUCGCCGCCGCCUGCAGGUUCAGCAAGCCUCUCUCCGCUCUCAGGAGGCUUGGCGUUCUUGCCUGGCACUGUCCACCAACCGUUCGACGCAAUGCUGCAGAGGGGUCCGUGCCUUCGCUGGGCUUGCCUUCACCGUUUCACCAGGUUGUCGUUCGGAGUGGAAACCUUGUUGGGUCACCAAGGUUCUGCCACGCCACUGCUGGCAUGUCAGAUCAUCUCACAGACGUCUACGCCAGUGAAGUACUGAAGGUUCUCAAGUCCACCAGUGCCGACAACGCUGAUCUCAGCGAUGCUCUUCGUCGGUUCGCGGUCCACAUGGAUGAGGAUAUUAUCCUCACGGUCCUCCAGAAGCAGCGGUCCAACUGGCAGGUCGCCCUGGCGUUCUUCAACUGGGCGGCGACCCUGCCGGGGUAUGCCCACGGGUCGAGGGCCUACACCGAGAUGCUGGACAUUCUUGGGCGGAUGAAGAAGGUCAGGCACAUGAGGCAGCUGUUUGACGAGAUCCCCGAGGAGCGGCGUGUGGUGGUCGUGACGAAUAAGAUGUUCGCCGUGCUGCUGAACCGGUACGCGGGUGCGCACAAGGUGCAGGAGGCGAUAGAGGUGUUCUACCUGAGGAAGGAUUACGGGUUUGAGCUCGACUUGGUCGGGUUCCAGAUACUCCUGAUGUCGCUGUGCCGGUAUAAGCAUGUCGAGGAGGCGGAGGCCCUGUUCCGUGAGAAGAAAGAUGAGUUCCCGCAUGUCACAAAGAGCUGGAACAUUAUACUAAACGGUUGGUGUGUCAAGGGAAGCCUGAGAGAUGCUCAAAGGAUUUGGAAUGAUAUCAUUGCAUCCAAGGUUGAACGAGACCUGUUCACAUAUGGUACAUUCAUAAACGCACUGGCCAAAAAUGGCAGGAUUAGUGCUGCAGUGAAGCUGUUCAAAAAGAUGUGGGAGACAGGGAUUAAUCCUGAUGUCGCGAUUUGCAAUUGUAUCAUUGACCAGCUGUGCUUCAAGAAUAGGAUUCCAGAAGCACUUGAGAUUUUUGGUGAGAUGAAUGACCGGCUUUGUCAAGCCGAUGUGGCUACCUACAACACUUUGAUAAAAUACUUAUGUAAGAAAAAAAGGAUGGAGAAAGUUUAUGAACUUUUGGAUGACAUGGAAGCAAAGGGCUGCUCUCCAAACAAUAGGACAUACUCCUACGUUCUGAAGACGACUGAGAAACCUAAAGAUGUCAUCGCUUUGAUGCAGAGGAUGGAGCAAACCGGCUGUGAAUUGGAUUCUGAUACAUAUAACUUAAUAUUGAACCUUUAUACCAACUGGAAAUAUGAGAAGGGGGUGCAACAGGUAUGGGAUGAGAUGGAGAGGAAUGGGUCAGGCCCAGAUCAACGGUCAUUUACUAUUAUGGUUCAUGGCCUUCAUUCCCAAGGCAAGCUCGAUGAAGCUCUGCAGUACUACACAACAAUGAAGUCUAGAGGUAUGAUUCCAGAACCUAGGACCAAGAUACUGGUGAAAGCUAUGCAUAUGAAGAAAGAUGGGGCUGCCACUGAAGAUGACUCAACAAGUAUGGCAGGGAAGCAUCUAAAAUUGGAUCGUCGAUCAAGACUAUUCAAUGUUCAUAGAUAGUUUUGCUGUCAGGUCUUAGUUCUAUAACCUGAGCAGAGGAUGCUGGGGACAUAAGUUUUAUGGACUGAAAGAAAGAAAAAAUUCUUGUCUAUGGGUGUCCAUAUCACAAUGGCCGCACCUUGGGCUAAAAAGAAUCAUCAGUAAAGAGUCAUUGACAUUAUAAUUUCUCAGAAAGUCCUGCUCGGACUUACAGUACCAGGGUAUGUUUUUUUUAUUUUAGAUAUCUGAUAUGAACCAAUUGCAAGUACUGUUUUUUACAUGCUGUAUUAUAUGAAGUACAUAUACGGAUAAUAUGUGCAAAUGUUUGUUUGUUCA